AUGAAACUGAAACAACUUGCUUCCAUUAUCGGUCUUGGGUCGGCCUGCCCAGAUGAAUAUCUACAGCAAGAGUGCAUAAAUCUUUGUGGCGAAGAUUACGCGACUUGUGGGGAAAACUGCGAUGGAACUGAAACCUGCUUCAUUUUGAGCUUGAAGAAAGACUCAUGCACUGAAACCUACUCGAGCUGCGUUCGAUCUUGUCCUUGCGAGAAAAACUGCCCCGAGGGCUGUGCCAAUUGCGAGAAUGAAAUUUGCAGGCGGCUCCCCUUCUUCUCUGUUCUCGGCGAUCAACCUUUUGCGGAUAGGACUCAGUACGUCAUGGCUGUUGAUGGAAGCGAAAGGAUGGAAACAAACUUGGUGAUUCCAGAGGGAACUGCGCGUCAUGAUUACUUGAAAUACGCUGGCCACGCCAUCCUCAAUGACAAGCUGUACAUUUUCGGCGGCUCCUCCGAUUUCAAAAAGAUUGCGCGGCUAGACGAAUGCGAAUUCACCGAGCUGCCUAUUCAGCUGAUAGACCCGUUCGACUCCAUUUCCGGCGCGUUGAUGAGUUUUAUGAAUAGAGUUUAUCUUUGCUUCUUCUCGUAUCCGUAUAAAACCUGCCAGGAAUUUGACGGAAACGACGUGACGGACAGCUAUUUGAGAACGAACUUUGAGCACUGCUAUGGAUCCAUGGGGAUUUACAACGAUUCGAUGGUCGUUCUCGGUGCUGGGGACUGGCCAGGAGAGAAGGUUAGAAGAAAAGUGGAGCAGCUGGAAGUUGGUGGAUGGAAAGAAAUUGCUGAAUUUCCUGUUGAUAUCGCCUAUUCAUCAACUGUAACUGUUCCAGAAGGCAUGCUCGUUCUUGGCGGCUGGAAUCCCGGUUGGAAUACUCUGGUAACAGAGUUCAAUCAGCCAAGGGACACAAAUCCCAAUACAGGCAUCUACUACAAGCAAAUCUACCUUCUAAAAGAAAACGUUUGGUCCCUCGUUGGAAAUUUAAAUGAGCCAAAGUCUGACGCCACUGUCAUUCGCCUUGGCGAGUGGAUCGUUUCUGUCGCUGGAGACAGUAACAACAAUUUCGUGGAGAGAAUCAACUGGGAUGGCGAAGCGGUUACGUCGGUGGAAAUUAUCGGCAGUCACGCGAAUACCAUCCUUCGUCCGAUUGUCUUCCAGAGCGAAAAGAACUUCUGUGUUUGA
Messenger RNA from Oikopleura dioica, 1176 nucleotides. Lineage: Eukaryota; Metazoa; Chordata; Appendicularia; Copelata; Oikopleuridae. The record is from the annotation of a GenBank genome assembly.